CCUGAAAGACAGAAUGGCUUAUGCAACAUUAGAUAGUCGCUACAAAAGACACUCUAAUGACCGGUAUGGAAAUGGGUUCAGUUCAUUGAAACGAGCUGUAAGUUCAAAUUCCUUGGGGAGGUCAUCUUCACUAAAUAGAUCAAAUUCCAUAAUUAGAGCAGCAACAGCAUUCCAGAACAGAGACUCAACCGCAGUAAAAGACAAAGCGAAUCAAUUGCAGCUUCAUGUUAAGAUCUCUGAGAAGAAACUAGAGUCUGUCAUCACGGUCGACAUCAACGCAAAGAUAUGGGAAAUCAAAAAUCAGAUCGUACUAUCAUUAUGCCCCGAGCUGGACGAGAGUUUCAACUUUGGGUUGUACCUGCCACCUAAGGAGAAACGUCUGGGAAAGUACAUGUCUGAAGACAGAUGUAUCCGAGAGUACAGGCUCAGCGGCCUUCCUCCUGUCGUUCUCUUCAAAUACUACUCGAAGUACGAUCACAAUCCGAGGGAAUUGUCAAAGAGGAUGAUGACUAAAGCCAAGGACUCUCAACACAAAUUCUUUGAAUAUGUGUCCGACGGAAAUUUGGAGAAAUGUCUAAAAUUCUUGGAGAGAGGAUUGGAUCCCAAUUUUAUUCAUCGGGGUUCUGGACACACGCCGCUAACCAAGUCAGUGCUGGGUAAGGAACCUAAGAGGAUGAUAAUGUUACUUUGUAGAUACGGUGCAUUCCUGGAGUUUAGGGAUAAGAACGGGUACACAGCUUUACACCACGCCUCAGUCAAUGGCAUGCACGAGUCAAUGCAGGUAUUGUUGGACGUGGGAGCCUCUGUUAACUCUCGAGACUUGAAGGGCAUGACACCUCUUUAUAACGCUAUCUGCGACGGAAAUAGUACCUUAACUGCUGAAAUACUGCUGAAGGAGAAAUGUGAUCUUAAUAUAGUGGAUAAUACUGGACAGUGGCAUGAGUUACAUCAGGCCUGUAAAAGAGGCAAGACAGACCUAGUGGAGUUGUUACUGCUGUACGGAGCAGAGAUAAACGGCAAGACCUCCGCCGGCAACUCGGCUCUUCACAUCAGUGCUAGCUUUAACAAGGUCCACUGUGCCAGACAACUCCUCUACCGGGGCAUUGACAAGACGAUACGCAACAAGGCCGGACAGACAGCGUACGAGGUGGCCGCCCUUACUUCUAACUUUGUUAUCAUGGACGAUAUCACCAACUUUAAGCCAGAACAAGCAGAACCGUUUGCGACCUCCCCAACCUUUACCAACCGGAAGAAAGAACCAGCAUUUCCUCGAGAAGGGAGUGUCAGCAGCAACAAGAGCAGCGGCUCAGAACAACCCAAGAAAGCUGGCCACUCACGAUCCCUCAGUUCGGGUGCCUCAGUUACACGUUCAUCCUCCAUCAACUCCAAAAGCAAGCCGAGCAAAGCGGCUCCGGAAAAGCCGAAAAAAGCGGCUCCGGAAAAGCCGAAAAAGGCUCCCGUAGAAAAGAAGGUCAUUGUUCCCGUGGAGCCAACCAGGACGAACUCGAUGGGAGCGAGCUCCAGUGCCAGUUCCACUGCGUCUAGUUUGCGGGCCCUGCCAGCCGAAUUCCCGGCUCCAAGUAAUACUACACUACAAAUGACUCUAGAAGAACUAAUCAAGACAGCCCGGGUCUGCAAGAUUGCUAAAACUAAGCGAGGUUACGGGUUCCACGUGAAGGGCUUAGCGGAGAAGAAAAAGGAGUUCACUCCCUCAGUAGAGGCUCCCUGUUCUCAGUUCAUGUUCGGAGUGGACAAGGACAGUGAGUCUCACAAGGCGGGGGUUCUACCUGAUGACUUUAUCUACAAGGUCAACGAAAAGGACGUCAGCGUGGCUUCACACAAGGAAGUAGUCGAGAUGAUCAAGAAAAGUGUUUCUCCCCUCGUCCUCUCCCUCAUACAAGUCACCAAAAACCUGCCAGUGGCCGCCGCCACCACCGCCGCCACCGCCCCCAAACCCACCGCCACCACACCCACCGCUGUUGCCCCGCCACCUGCCGUCCCAAGAAGGGAUCCCAAGACAAGGCUGAAAGGUCCCCGACUGAGCAUAGCUACAAGGAGCAACACUAUCAGCGGCCCUGUAGCUAGAAAUGGCAAUGUCAACAAUAACGAAGAAGAGUCAAUAUACGACAACAUCCAGCGGCCCACGGCCACUUUGCCGGUCUCAGUUGAGCCAGAGUCGUUCCGACCACCACCUCCACCAGCAGCAGCUCCGGCAUUUGUGCCGCGCACUCUAGAGCGCAUGAACUCAGCGCCCGGUGGUGCAAUGCGCGCAGACGGAUACAAGAGAAAUAACACAUUGCCAGUCAAAAAACCUUCCAGCAUCCAGGAGGAUCAGAAAAAGGAGGAAGCUGUCCAGAUGGUACCAGUCAUACCCCAAAACACUGCUGCUGAGCUUAUUGAGCAGAGGAAGAGGUUGACAAGUGUACAACAUGAUAACCAGAGUUUAGGCAGCAUGCAGUCCACCCAGAGCGAGCCACCUAAACUACUAGUGAGCCGGUCCCCAGAUAACAGACCAGUUCUUGACGAGCCUCCCAUUACAAAGUCUAAAUCUGCUGAAGAUAUCGCGAGAAAAGCAGCUGAGAUGCGGAAAAAGCGGGGAAGUAUCCUACCUGGAGAAAAGGUACACAACUACGAACUUCCGCCUCCGCCAACGGUCAUACCACCUCCACCACCUCCAGACGACCUUCCUCCGCCACCGCCGGCUGCGGAACCAAUCUGCCCACCGUCACCGCCACCGCCACCUAGCGAACCAGAUCCGCCCACCGAACCAACACCGCCAAUAGAACCGGAACCAGUUGUUGUUGUAGCACCUGUUGUGGUCAAAGAACCAGAACCAGUCGUCGUUGUAGCACCUGUCGUGGUCAAAGAACCAGAACCAGUUGUCGUUGUAGCACCUGUUGUGGUCAAAGAGCCAGAACCAGUUGUCGUUGUAGCACCUGUUGUGGUCAAAGAACCAGAGCCUGUAAAACAACAAGUCAGUGAGAAGGAACCAGAAGGAGACAAAGAGGACAAUGAGAGUUAUGAUAGUGGGUUUAUACAGAAUGGAAAACACGUCGAAGACUGGGAGGCAGCUGAUGUGGCUGAGUGGCUCUGUGGUUUGGGUCUUGGAGAAUACAAGAGUAUCUUCAUGGAAAAUGACAUUAAAGGUCCUAACCUGCUUGACUUAACAAAGGGUGAUCUUAAAGAACUUGGAAUUACAAAACUGGGUCACCGAAUUACUUUAACCAAGGAAAUAAACACGAGAUUAUCGGAGGGAAGGUGAGGUGUCUUGUCGUCACGUGACGCUAAACUCGCAACUCUCAGCUCUUAAGUGUAUUGAGUUCCUGGUGCUAUGUUGAAAAAAAGAUUAAGUCCAUCAGUUUGGAAAGUUAUGUCAGUGCGAUUUCUUAGUUUUUAUUGAUGAAAAGGCUGUCGGGAUAUAGGAGGUUGGUCGAUUUGAACGCUGCAGAAAUGCUAUAAUUAGGACAAAACAGUUUAGGUUUAGUUUAUAGAUUCCGCUUGGAAAUCUACUCCAGAGCUUCCAGCUGAUAAUAAUCAUCCUUUGGAAAUUCAUCGGAAAGACUCGGCAAGGAGAAAUUGUUCUUUGUUAUGAUGUAUAAUGCACGCUUUGUCAGAAGGAAUUUCUCUGGGUUACGGUACCUCUUCAAGAUCAAUGAAGCUCAGUGAUAGUUAAUGCAUGCAUCAGGAAGAAUGUCCAUUUGGGUGUAUUUUCAUUGGAUGUCUGACUGUGAUAAGGACCACUCAAUAGUUUCUGGGAACUUUGCAGAAACCUUGGAUGAUGGUACUAAUUAGAUAGGUAACAUACGAGCUAAAACCAUGAUGGAGUUUGUUAGAUGACUCACUAAGAAUGAUAAUGAUUUAUAACUAAUAAUGGGAUGUAAUGUUUGCAAUCGCAAAAGAAGGCAAAACGCUUUCAUUCUGUUCUGAUUUUAUAUCUAUUUGAAAUUGAACUGGAAUUCGGGGUGCAGCGAAUUGUAUCCCAGCUUGAAUCAAAUACUGGGAAAGUACGAUACCAAUCGCUGAGUGCAUUUUGAUCCUUUGCAUUUGUUCAUUAAUGACUUUAAUCGUUGUUAUUCUGUUUUAUGGCAGUCAAAAAGGCAUGCACAUUUUUCGUAUGUUGAGAUAAUUAUUGACUUGAAUGAAUCGAGAUUUUUAUGAUUUUGUAUGAUAUUCGGUAUAUGCUAGUUAUUUGCCUUCAAAGCGCUAUACGUGAAUUUUUAUGAAAAUCGUUAGUAUUUUAAAUUUCAAAAAAAUGCAUAAACGGAAUGUUUGAGAUGUUUGUGUAAUCACAAUGUUUUUCUGGCGAUUGUCGUUCAACUGAAUAUGAAACUCUAAGUUUUGUAAAGUUUCAUACCUACCAGAGGAAAUGUAAAUUCCACUUUUUGAUGUACCAAAAUUGUAUAAAUUCCUUUUGUAACGAAAAAUAUA
Molecule: messenger RNA, 4428 nt
Organism: Bolinopsis microptera
Lineage: Eukaryota; Metazoa; Ctenophora; Tentaculata; Lobata; Bolinopsidae
Product: SH3 and multiple ankyrin repeat domains protein 3-like
Exons: 21
Coding region: 14-3262 (1082 amino acids)
Molecular function (GO): ionotropic glutamate receptor binding; synaptic receptor adaptor activity
Source: RefSeq, a predicted model, not a curated record